Messenger RNA from Halichondria panicea, 2347 nucleotides. RefSeq lists its product as uncharacterized. The coding region runs from base 169 to 1410 and encodes 413 amino acids. Lineage: Eukaryota; Metazoa; Porifera; Demospongiae; Suberitida; Halichondriidae. The transcript is spliced from 11 exons. Gene Ontology annotation, biological process: cell communication. Gene Ontology annotation, cellular component: membrane. The record is from RefSeq and is a predicted model, not a curated record.
AGAUACGCCAGUUAUGGAAUGCUUUGUUGUAGGUAUAUCUUUCAACAAGAGUAAGCGUAUACGGUCAGCGAUUAGGCCUGCCCUCUCAUAGUUUGCUCAGGCGAAAACUGAAAGCUUAGUUUGUUCUGCCUCAAAUAGCUAAAACUACUAUAGACUAUCUUCGGAGCUAUGACUCUACUCAGUGCGACUGUAUCAAUUUUAGUUCUUUAUGUCAGCAUCACCAAUGGACAAAACACUGGUGUGAGGGUGGUGUUUGACUCAGUGACCCCGAACUCGUACACAGAGAUAGAGAAUGCUGAGGAACUGAUGGUGUGCAUCAGAGUGGAGGGAACCAUUUCUCAACAGUUCUCUGUCACCCUCAACACGUUUAGCGCUGGAAGUGCAACUGCAGGUGGUGUUGACUAUACUGACACCAUGGCAACACACACGUUCAUCCUGUUCUCCACCCUUACCCGCUGCAUGACCAUUACUAUCAAUGAUGAUAGUGUGCUUGAGGGAACUGAGUUCUUCUUUAUCUCUGUCUCCUCUGACGAUUCCUCAGUUGAAAUUCCUCCACUGGCAACUGUUUCCAUCACAAAUGAUGACACCAUGGUGAUUGGUUUCAACCAGACAAGCUACUCUGCAAUGGAGGGAACCCCAGGCAAGACGUGUGUGGUCAUUGUCAGUGGGUCUAUUGCGAGGAGUGUGUCAUUCACUGUGACACAGACGAGAAGAACUGCUUCAGGUGAUGACUACAUACCAGGACCUCUUACUGGUAGCAUCACGGUAGCGAAUGAGCCAGUGUGUGUGAACCUCCCCCUCAACACUGACAGCAUUGUGGAGGACACAGAGACAGUCCUGCUCACAGUGAGCAGUGCGGACUCACCAACAACAGACACCACCACACUAAACAUUCUCGACGACGAUGGUGUGACUGUACAACUGGCCUCGACCCAGUUGAGUGUAGUUGAGGGCAACAGUGGAACCUCUUCUCUUUCGCUCUGUGUCCUUCUGACAGACGUACAGGAUAACUUGGAUAGGGACGUGACCCUACUGUUGAACACACAGCCAUCAUCAGCAGAUACGAGUGAUUUUGUCUCUCUUGUGGAUCAACCCCUCGCUAUCCCCAUGACAACUGGCCUCUUAGAAAAUGUUUGCUUUCAAUUAGCUGUAAACGGAGACAGCUUUAUCUUCAACUCUCUGGCUAGAUACAGCUGUGAGGGAGGCUACGAUAUAAGUGGAGCAAGCGUCCGGAUCUGUAGAUCUACCGGAAGUUGGAGUGCCAUUGCACCUACAUGUCAACCUGUUGACUGCAUGGGACUCAAUAAUCCGGCCAAUGGGAUGGUAGCUGUGUCCGGUACCACAUUCACACACACCGCCACGUACUCAUGCCUCAGUGGGUUUGCUCUGAUUGCAUGGGCAGGAUACUAGACAGUGUCUGGAAACUCAGCUGUGGUCUGGAGAGGAACCAACAUGUGUCGUUGAGUGUAGUGACCUUCCUAUCCCAAGUAACGGUGCUGUGAGUUACAGCGAUACCACCCUCAUCAACUCCGUAGCAACCUUCACCUGUAGAGAGGGUUACAUAGUGACUGGAGACUCCACCCGAACCUGCCUACUCACUGGAAUGUGGUCUGGCAUCCAGCCAUCUUGCGAACCUAUUGAUUGUCCGUCUCUAUCGGAUCCCCUCAAUGGACAGGUCCACCUCACCACCACCACUCUGAGCUCCAUAGCCAGCUAUUCCUGUGACCAGGGUUUUGCUCCCAGCUUAACAGAGGAUCGGCUCUGCCAGACUACUGGACAGUGGUCUGGUUCACCACCAGUGUGUACAAGAGUGGACUGUGGUCCUCUCACUGACCCUCAGUUUGGUUCCGUCACCCUGACUCCUGGUACUGACUUUGGGUCUGUCGCUGCCUAUACCUGCAAUACUGGCUAUGAGCCAAGUAUUACGACAGACCGGACUUUUCUCGGGUCGGGUAUGUGGUCUGAAGACAUGCCCACCUGCUCACGUGAGUGGGAACGACGUUAUAGUUAAUUCAGUACUUCAGUUGCAAUAAUAUGAAUGUAAAGGGUUAAGACAUAAUGCGAGUAGAUCUAGUAUACGUUGUAUGUUGUAUAGUUCUGCACAUCAAAAGUUAAUUGCUUUUGUUAUUCACAGUGUAAUUACGUAUGCUUACCUUGACUUGCAUGAUAGUUACUACUAAUCACAAUUACCAAUUUGUAAUUAACAUUCUCACACAUGUGGAACACCUAGCUCCUUAAACAAUGGUGGACAAGUCACAGUCUCCCUCACCACCUUCGGCUCAUUCUCAGUGUACACUUGCCCAUCUGGCUAUGUUCUCAGUGUUUUGUCCUCAAUCCGUUCCUGUAU